AUGGACGCCGUUGACGCACACCAACCUGGCAAGCCGCCUGGCUCCGGCAUCGCCGCGUCGCCGCCCCUGCGAAACGAUUCCACACGUACCGCCGCGUCGCUGAGGCGUCCCACGGCGGACGCGAGGCCCAAGAGGCUAGGCAGCUCGGCCAGCAGGGCCGCUGCAUCGUCGCCGAAACUGUCCUCCGCCAGACUGCCCGCCAGAAUUGCGACUGCGAAUCGCGCGGCCGCGACGACCGGGAAGCCCCUGCUCCCAGCCACGGAGCGGCUCUCGCACGAAGAAAAGGCCCUGCCCCGGGUCGGGCGGGAGGCCGAGGCAGACAAGGAUGAUGUCGCCCCAGACGGCACCUCGGCUGGUCGCGAAGGUCGGCAGUUUGCGGUCGCCAACGUGGGCAACAAUGGGAGAAUCUAUUUGAGGCCUACGGUUCGUCCUGCUCACCAACGCUACCCGCAGCCUAACUUUGUCUUCCCCGUGACGCCUCCGGGCGCUGGCGGGCUAGACCAAUCGAUUCAGGGCAAAGCAAAGGACGCAAAAGAUAUCAGGGCAGUGAAACCGCUCGAGCUGGACUUUAGCCAAUGGACACCGACACCGACUGCAUCGCCUCUGGGUGGAGAGAAGCAGUACUUCCCAGACGCUCGAAGCCUCAACCACCCCACGAGGCCACGACGGGCCAUGUCAGACACCACAGUGCAGGAGUACAACGCUGCCACAGAUUCGGACAAGGACACGUUCAGGGUGAUCAUCUCGAGACCGACGGGCGAGGAGCAGCGACCGCGCACCAUGGACGACCUGGACGCCGCUUCGGGGCCCCUCUUGAACAUCAACAUACCAUCGUGGCGUAUUGGCACGCCCAGGUUCACCUUGAGAGGCACACCCAUCUUACGCGGAUCGUCGUAUGCCCCCACCGAGGACGUCAGAUCCAGCAGCGUCUCGCUGCUGAACCCUUCCCCCAAGGAUCACAGCUUGCGCUUGCCCGAACCGGGGCCGCGAGGGCUGGGUGUCCUCGCGGCUGAGCCUCCACGAAUACGAGUACCGUCGCAGCAAAACCCGCCGGAGCCGCCGCCCUCGCCCAAGCCCUCUCCUCCACCCGUACGGGAUACUUACAUGUCCACCCACUUGGUCAUCGAACCUGCCAUGUUCACCAAGCUGACGUUCAAGCCCGCUUGUGAUGACCGCUCCAUUGUUCGAUAUUCCCCCACCGGCGCGGUGACGGCAGCGACUCCGCCGCGCUUGGUUGCCGAGAUCACGUCCCCCAGUUUUCUCGACUACGAGCUGAUAUCCGACUUCUUCCUCACCUACAGAGCCUUCUUGGAGCCUGCCAGUCUGCUUCGUAUGCUCGUCGCACGGUUGAGAUGGGCUUUGUCGCGCAAGGAUGAGCGAGGGAUGAUCGUUCGGGUGCGGACUUUCGUUGCCGUGCGCCACUGGAUCCUGAACUACUUCACCGACGAUUUCAUAUUCGACUACGACCUGCGCGUGACGUUCUGCACCCUGCUCAACGAGUUCGUCGAGGAGGUGUCGCAGGACCAGUCCUCGCGCAAGGUUCAGCUGAAGAUCCUGGCCGAGCUCAAAAAGUGCUGGAGACGCAUCUGCGCCCAGUACUGGGAUGGCCCGGAAUUCGACGACUCCCUCGGGCCGGAGGUCCCCAUCUCGCCAGGCGGCGUGGCCGGGGAUGCGGAAGCCGAGCGGGGAGACACGGACGCGGCGCAGCUGAAUGCCUCCCGACCAAUGCCUAAAGUCCCUACGGGUACCGGGCCAACAACAUUCUACAUUGAUGCUCCGCAGAUCCCGCCCGCUGGAGACUUUGUCCUCCCAGGAAAUCGACCCGGCACUCCAGAGAAUAGAGUGAGCGAUGGAACUGAUUGGGAGGAAGCGGCGGGCUCACCCCUCAGCAUGGCCAGCAUGGACAUUGUCUCGUGCUCGUUUCCCAGCAAAAGCCUCAAGGCCCUCAAUCCCAGUGCCUCACAGCUCAUGGCAGCACAUCCAGUCCCGACGACGUCCACCACCGUUGGGGCCGCACAAGUGGCAACGACACCAAAGGCCCUCACAGGCAAACGCGUGCGACCGGCUCAGACCCACAAGCGUAACAACAGCAUCAGCGACUCGCUGCGAGAUCAUGGCUCUGACAGAUCUUCGUCCCACGACCAGGACAUUUCGACGCUGCUGCCCUCAGCCGGGAGCCUGGUCCGCGGCAACCUGCUACCCCCGGCUCAGGCCUACGUUGACUAUGAGCCGUACGGGCCAUACAGCAGCAACAACCGGCAGACAACCAUUUUCCAGCCCAGCAGUCGCGAGCUUCCCAAAAUUAGGAACGUGGGCGGUGCUAUGUCGGGGACCGGGAUGAGGAAACUCAUCGGUAGCGUCCGCCGAGCCAUACGUGCUCGGGGUGGAGGCGUCUCUCCUACAGAAGGCCAUUUCAUGACCAUCGCUCCCGUGGGCCCUCGUGGCGCUACCACGAACCGGCUUCCGGGCACUGCCGUUGUGCCCCUGGGCCGCCCCAGGAACCAUGUAGGUCGACCGCCGGUCCGCAUCGAUCUCCUCGGAGCGGAAGUGGCCGAAGAUUUCAAGAAGGCUGUUCGCGAAGAGGAAGCAGCUGCCCAGGCCGAGGCACAACGCCUAGAGUUGGACGCGCCGCCCAAGUCUGCACCACCGUACGGAGGGCACCCGGAUUACUCGGCUGCUCUGAUGGAGUCGAGCACCUUUGAUGGGUUUUCCCAUGUUCAGAAGCCGCGACCAGUCAGUGACAUGGGAAUCACCAUCGGCAGCAAGUCAAUCGUCAUCGUCGACGACACCGUUCCAUUUGAGAUGGCUCCGGCUCCGGGGCAUUAUCCGACCGCAGCGAACCCAUCUAUCGACACGUUCGCAGAUGCGUUCAUGGCCAGUGCCGCGGACCCUACGCCGCCUAACACCCCCCCUUCCAACUCUGUGCGAGGGAACACGCCACGGAGAUCGUCGUUUCUCCUCAACCAGCAUGUCAGAAGUCCGUUGAUGGAAGAUGCUCUGCCUCCUUUCAUCCCAGACUUGGCGACACUCGAGGGGAGACAGAGCACACGAGCCUCGGAGGAUCUACCCCGUCCAUCUCUGUCCGCGUCGCGUCGGGCAAGACGCCCGCCCGUGAGCGGAGGAACCUUUCGAAUGCAUAAGAAGAGUCACUCCAAAGGGACUCCUCAGUCCCUCAACUCGAUCAUGCAUCGCAACUACAGCUCAAUUGGCAGCGGCAGCGUGCUUCCCGCGACCGUGCUCAGCUUCGACGCAACGACGGAUUCAGGGGCUUCCGUGACUGACGCAGGUUCCGAGGUUCCCAUGCCAGCCCCGCUUCAUGUUCUACGGAGGCGUCCCGGAGGAGAUCUUCGGGCCGCGAACCACGUCGCGGAUCUUGACAGAACGUCGCUCCGGAGGUCUCGAUCUGUGGGCUCGCUCGCAGCCUACACGGACUCUAUCCGCAGCUCUUAUUUGCUCGAUACACGUCCCGAUUCUGCUGGAAACACGAACUCGUUUUCGCCAAGAGCGCAAUUGGGCCACGACGGAACCUUCUCCGUCGGUCAACUUGCCGACAAGCAGCCCACCAAGCGGGACUUAUCACUUUUCAGCACUCACUCAUCUAAACCCAUUAUGCGCCCUUCGUUCGAGGCGGAGGCUCAGAAGCUAGCGCAGAUCCCGGAUGACGACGACGACGGAGGCAUCGAGUCCGCACUGGCGAAACUCGAGGGGAAAUACGACAAGAAGACCUUCAAGCGGUCAGUGGAAGUGAAGAUGCCUUCCCCUGUCGCGGAGGACGUUGAAGAGACGUUUGACAAGGAUGCGAAUCUCGAUGACCUGGAUGCUCUGCGGCAAGAGAAGCAUGAGAAACGACACCUGCACAUCAUCGAUGGUCCACCUGAUACCGUGGUUGAGCAAGCGCCGGAGCCGGCAGAUUCAGUACCCCCAAAGGAAGUCAAGCCCACGCCACGCAAGGAGAUGAAGUCGUUUCUUUCCGUUGGCUCUCAGGAGUCCUAUUGCUCUAUCCCUCUGCUUGACAGGGAUUUGACAGACGGCGCCCGAAGCAGAAUCGGAACGAUGGAGUGGACUGACAGGUCCGUUCUGAGGGGCUCCGAUGACAGCGACUCGCUGGUCGAGGUGGAGCGGAACCCAGAAGCCGCCGACGCAGAACCCGGAAAGCACCUGUCCUUUGACCUGGUCGAGAAGACUGCCAGUAUCGAGAGGAUCAAGCCCGGAGAGCUUGCGCCCUCGGAAACCAAAACCCAGUCGUUCCUAGACGACGCCAGCGCGAACGGCACCGACCUGUCCUCGGAACUCUCUGUUGACGACAUUGAAGGCGGGGACUCGGACAAUGACUUGUUUGGGAAAUAUAAGUCUCCCAACCACCUGCGCGGGCCCUCGGCCACGUCAAGGACGUCCACGCACCAGAUGACCUUGGUUCAGGCCCUUGCCAUGGCGCCCGACCCUUCCAAGAAGCAGAAUGCUCACGAAGGCCAAAAUGCCUCGGCGCAACCGUUGCUCCCUUCACCAGAGCUGACGCCAACCCUUCCACAGGGCCACGAGCCUUCAUCACCUGACCUGGUAGGGCCCAGCGAUUCCAACCCCUCAGACGCAUUGCCCGGAUUCGGCAACAUCCGAAAGUACUCGGUUCACCUGCCCUUCAUCUUGGCAUUCGAUUCGGACAUUCUCGCCCAGCAGUUCACUCUGAUCGAGAAGGACGCGCUGAACGAAAUUGACUGGAAAGAACUGAUAGAUAUGAACUGGAAGAACGCCGCUAGGAGCGACUCUCGUUCUUGGGUGCACUACCUACAGAACAGCGAGGCACAGGGCGUCGAGGUGGUGAUCGCGCGGUUCAACAUCAUGGUCAAAUGGGCCAUUUCCGAGAUCGUCCUCACUCAACACAUCGAGGAGCGCGCCCGAUGUAUCAUCAAGCUCAUCCACAUUGCCUCUCACUGCCGACGGUACCGCAACUUCGCGACGCUGGCCCAGCUGGCCAUUGCGCUGUCUAGCAACGACGUAUCUCGCCUGACACAGACAUGGAAGCUGGUGCCUGCGCAUGAUAUCAAGACACUCAACAGUCUAGAGGCCCUGGUGACGCCGAGCCGGAACUUUCACGCCAUCCGGGCAGAGAUGGAGAUGGGCUCCGAUGCAGGAUGCAUUCCGUUUGUGGGCAUUUACACUCACGACCUGCUGUACAAUGCUCAGCGGCCUUCGGAGAUUGCAAGCUCUCCCACGACGGCACCGCUGGUUAAUUUUGAGCGCUGUCGCAUCGCUGCUGCCGUCGUCAAGACGCUUCUCCGCCUUCUGGAAGCGAGCACGAGAUACGCCUUUGUUCCCAUCGAGGGAAUCACCGAACGCUGCCUUUGGGUCGGAGCUUUGAACGAUGAAGAAAUCAGACGCCAUUCUGAAAGCCUUGAAUAG
This is a messenger RNA of Purpureocillium lilacinum, 5397 nucleotides long. Its product is annotated as guanine nucleotide exchange factor lte1. Gene Ontology annotation, molecular function: guanyl-nucleotide exchange factor activity. The record is from RefSeq and is a predicted model, not a curated record. Lineage: Eukaryota; Fungi; Ascomycota; Sordariomycetes; Hypocreales; Ophiocordycipitaceae. Gene Ontology annotation, biological process: positive regulation of GTPase activity; Ras protein signal transduction. Gene Ontology annotation, cellular component: plasma membrane.